Molecule: messenger RNA, 951 nt
Organism: Grosmannia clavigera kw1407
Lineage: Eukaryota; Fungi; Ascomycota; Sordariomycetes; Ophiostomatales; Ophiostomataceae
Product: calcium homeostasis protein
Exons: 2
Coding region: 1-951 (316 amino acids)
Biological process (GO): L-ascorbic acid biosynthetic process
Molecular function (GO): calcium ion binding; gluconolactonase activity
Source: RefSeq, a predicted model, not a curated record
AUGGCUACCAAUCGGCAGGUGUGGGAGGUCAAGGAGCCGUAUCUGAACGCGCACUGCCUCCUGGGCGAGGGGCCGUUCUACGAGACCGAGUCCAACAGCGUGCGCUUCGUCGACAUCCGCAAGCGCCAGCUGCUGACGGUCGACCUGGCAGCCGGACCAUCGUCGCUGCAGGUCCUCCAGCUCGACUUGGCCAUCUCGGUGACGGCCGACAUCCGCGGCGUCGAUCCGCGCGAACAGGUCCUGGCCGGCCUCAAGCACGGCCUCGCAGUGCUGGACCGCAAGACGGGCUCGUACGAAUAUGUGCGCAAGUUUAGCGAGUGCGCCAACACGAGCGGCGAUGUCGCGGCCGAUGCUAUUGACUACAACCGUGUGCGUGGCAACGACGGCGCCGCCGAUCCGCACGGCCGCUUCUGGCUCGGCACCAUGACCGACUUCGAUCUGGGCGAGUUCCAGCCGGAAGGCGCCCUCUACCGCUUUGACGGAGCCAAGUCGGGCGAGCUGACCCAAGCCGGCCUCACCAUCCCCAACGCCAUCGGCUGGUCGCCCGAUGGCAGCGUCAUGUACUUCACCCACACGACCGCAAACACGCUCUACGCCUUCGACUACAGCCCCGUCGACGGCAGUCUGUCCAACCGGCGCGCUCUCUACGUCCAUCCCGGCCCGGGCUCGCCCGAUGGCUUCCGUGUCGACGUCGACGGCUACAUCUGGCACGCCAUUUACGGCGGCAGUUGCGUCCUCAAGAUCUCGCCCGUCGACGGCCGAGUUGUUGGCGAGGUCCGCCCGCCCACCCCCAACAUCACGUGCACCCAGUUCGUCGGCACCGAGCUCUUCAUCACCACCGCCGCCAACAAGGAAGACACGCCCGAGCCUGACGUGCUGGGCGGCGCUCUCUUCCGCAUCGACGUCGGUGUCAAGGGGCUGCCUCCCUACCGCUUCCACAAGGACACCUGA